Messenger RNA from Schistocerca serialis cubense, 2727 nucleotides. RefSeq names its product UDP-N-acetylglucosamine transferase subunit ALG13 homolog (gene Alg13). The coding region runs from base 1697 to 2317 and encodes 206 amino acids. Gene Ontology annotation, molecular function: hexosyltransferase activity. The transcript is spliced from 2 exons. Lineage: Eukaryota; Metazoa; Arthropoda; Insecta; Orthoptera; Acrididae. Gene Ontology annotation, biological process: dolichol-linked oligosaccharide biosynthetic process. The record is from RefSeq and is a predicted model, not a curated record.
CUUGAGUGAGCAUGGAGAAUUGUGUGCACUAAAAUGUUCUUGAUUAGUUUGCCAAUCAGGCAAAACCGGAACAGUUCACGGUUGAUAGUGGCCAGGUGCAUUUUGCAAUAAUGGCGGUGCUGCACAUGGCACGACAGUAACUGUUGUUGCUGUCCACUGAGAGUCAAAGUAUGUGUGCGAAUGUAGAUCACUUUGAGCGUUAUAAGAUCGGUCAGUAGGUACACAGUUCUGAAUAUUAUUCACUUCACACUUCACAUGUUGGCGAGCACAGUCCACGACACGAAACCCGAGUCCAUUGUCUGUGUUAGUGGCGUAGCACUCUACCGUUGUCGAGUGACAAAGUUUGAAGUUAACGUGGCUGGAGAUCACGAAUCACUGUGAAUUAAUGUAGAACUGGUCAUUGGCGAAGGAAUGAAGAUGUCUGGCGAUCAUUGUUAUGCUUCCAAAUCUCCGAGCAAAGCGUUGGGUGAGGUUGCCAUGGCAUCGUGCACAUAACCUGUUGAUUUACAACACCCGGCACGGAAGACGUAGAAACUUUGGGGUCACCAGUAUGGGAACGGGAUACGAUUAUCAGUUGAAUGCAAUAACUAUCCCCAUUAAAUUCCACAUAGAGAUAUAUUUCGCAUUAAGUCAUAUAUGUGUACACAGCUUGUGAUACAGAACAGAACUCAAAAAACUAACACGGAGGCUCGGCAGAGCAGUAAGUGUCCAAAGGUGGUGUUAAUCGUGGUCGAUACGACCUAUCGACACCACAUCAUAAAGUAGGAGACAAUACUUUUUGACCUCCUCUAAUUACGUUUCCUGUUCACAGUGGCCAGCUUUAUCAAUUCCACAUUAUUACACAUUUGUUGUGAAACAUAUUGUAUAGUUUUAAUUAUUGGUAGACCAUUUUCAUCUUCUAUUAAACACCUUAUGUUUGUACUUGUACAUUACUUCAAAUGUUUAACUUCUUGUUUCCGUUUCCCUGUAUCCAUUGAGUUUUAAAACUUUCUUUUGUGAUUCUAAUAAAAUUUGUAUUUUUUCAAGAAAUAUAUGUGAGUACCCAUCUAUCAUUUCUAGCUAAAAUAUGUUGCAUAUCUGUGAGUACUGUAUUAUGACAAACCAACUUUUCUUGUUAUAUUACAACUGAUAGUGUAUCCUCAAGUUCUAUUUGGAUGUCUGUACUAAGCAAAAGAGGGAAGGCAAAACACACUGUACUCCCGUUCCGAGAAGGAACCGAGUUUAUAUCCCAACUAGCCUCUCAUGUUUGGGCUCCUGUGGUUCCGCCAUUUAGGUUGAAUGCCAGAUUGAUUCUUUGAAAAGAGCCCGGCCAGUUGCUUUCCCCAUUUGUGACCAGUUCAAGAAUGUGUUGUGUAAUGAAUUCGUAAAUCAGAUGCUGAAUGCUAUUUUUUUUCCUUUCUUUGGAUGUUCUGGUUUGUUUCUUCUUUCUUGCUUUGCUCAUAUCAAGUACUCCUGCCGGAGAUUUCCUAAUAGUUCUUAGAGAGAGACCUCGAAACUUUCCUCAGUUAACAUUUCUUUUUAUUACUUUUUGCUUCCUUUGCUGUGUGUACUAAAAUUCUUAUGUUUCAAGCAGUGUUAGAUACAGUUUCAAAUGAUUAACGUAUCAUAUCACUUUCUCACAUAGCAAAGCAAUAACAUUGCAUCUUAAAACUGACAAAGUAUUCAGAGAAGAAAAUUGUGGGAAUAGGAAAUUGGAAUGAAGGCUGAUAAAAUAUUCCAUCAGUUAACUUUCCACAAAGAAAUGAAUUCUUUUGUGUCAAGCUUUUUAUGUUGCACACGUGCAUGUCUGAUUAUGAAAAUAAUUUUUACAAUAUGGUGGUCUUUGACCCAUCCUGCCGGAGUAAUUAAAAAAAGAAACAAGAAAAGAUAUAUUUUAUCUUGGAGGGUUCUCAGGUCAAGAGGUUACACUGAUAUGUGCAUUCAGAUUGGAAAUGGAGCUAUGGUUUCAAACAUCAGCACUCAAGAAGGAAUUUCUGUUGAGUAUUUUCGGUUUAGGGAUAGUUUGCUUGCAGAUAUAAUGAAUGCAGAUUUAGUUAUAAGUCAUGCUGGAGCUGGUAGCUGUCUUGAGAUACUUGAAGCUGGUAAGCCACUUGUAGUGGUUAUAAAUCAACAGCUGAUGGGUAAUCAUCAACUUGAACUUGCAAAACAGCUACAUGCUGAUGAACAUUUAUAUUACAGCACAUGUGAAAAUCUGAAAAGUGUGUUAGAAAAUAUGAACUUAGAAAAGUUAAAACCUUUUCCUCAUGGAAAUGCUGGUAUUUUUGCAGCAUACCUUAAUAGUGUAUUUGGUUUUAAUGAGUAUAAUAAUGAAACAUAGAGUUCUGGAGUAUUUCAGCACUGCCUCAGGGAGUUAAUCUCAAUGAAGCAUUGGGAUUCAUGAAGGUGUACCAGGUAAAGGAACAAUAUUGGUGUUAGAAUUGAGACAUACACAGUGUAUAUGCAAGGAACACCAGAACUCAGUUUCAGUCUGCAUUAUGAAUGAUCAAGUUACAUUCCACAAAAUGUUAAAUAUAAUAAUCACCAGUGACAUUUUUACUAUAGAAUAUUAUGAAUUUUAUUAAUGUCAAAACAAUAUAAAAACAUUCAUACUUAAUGUUUUGAAUAAAUGUAAUACACUGAAUAAAUAUAAUAUUAGUAAAAUACAUCAAUCUCCUCUCAUGUAAUACAUUCAUGUAAUUAUACAAAAACUUAAUUCUGCUGUAAUAAAAAAAAAUUGUUGCCAUGAUA